This is a messenger RNA of Epinephelus moara (kelp grouper), 5742 nucleotides long. It is a transcript of the gene rpgra, whose product is annotated as retinitis pigmentosa GTPase regulator a. The record is from RefSeq and is a predicted model, not a curated record. Lineage: Eukaryota; Metazoa; Chordata; Actinopteri; Perciformes; Serranidae. The transcript has 13 exons. The coding region runs from base 232 to 5616 and encodes 1794 amino acids.
CUGCAGACACCCACAGCAGCCUCUUGAUUUCAUCUGAGCUGAAGUCUUUCAGAGUGAGACAGCUGCGACCCUUUAAACUCACUGAACCGAGACACGAAGCUCCAAUGCUGAGAAAGUCACAAAGAGGUUAGCUGGCUCCUGCCCCUCCCUGACGUCUGGUUGAUCCACCGGUCAGUAGGUGAGCACUGACACACAGUGCACGUGAGGAGGUGUGAGGGGACAGCAGUGGAGAUGACGGGACAGGACGAUGUGGACAUACCCGAAACAGGAGCCAUCUUCACAUUUGGAAAGAGCAGUUUUGCUGAUAAUGUGCCUAGUAAGUUCUGGUUGAAGAAUGACCUGCCUGUGCACCUGUCCUGUGGGGGAGAACACACUGCUGUCAUCACAGAAAAUGGCAGGCUGCUCAUGUUUGGUGGGAAUAUGUGGGGCCAACUGGGGCUUGGAUUGAAGCCUGCUGCCAGCAAACCUGUCUCUGUGAAAGCCUUAAAGUCUGAGAAGGUGAAGCUUGUAGCUUGUGGGAGAGAUCACACAAUCGUCUGCACAUGGCGGGGUAGUGUGUAUGUUGCGGGCAGUAACCAGGAGGGGCAGCUCGGUUUGGGCCACUGCAACAACACUACAUCCUUCCACCUGCUGCCACCUUUCUGUGACCACGCACCAAUCAAAAUGCUCUCUGCAGGAUGCAACACCACAGCUGCUUUAACAGAGGACGGGAGGCUGUUCAUGUGGGGAGACAACGCCGUGGGCCAGAUCGGCUUAGGGGACGAAGGGUAUGCAGCAGAACCCAGAGAGGUGGAUGUUGGGGAAGCAGUGAUGUGGGUCUCCUGUGGGUACCACCACUCAGCGUUUGUCACAGUGGAUGGAGAUCUCUACAUGUUUGGUGAGAGUGCGAAUGGAAGGCUUGGUCUCCAGGUGGAGCAGCUGGCCAAUCACAGAGUCCCCCAGCGGGUGCAAGGGAUUCUGGUCAUCUCUGUGACCCACCUCCGUGCUGGGGGAAGCUCUGUGGAGCUGUUUGGGGAGAUGUUUCAAAACCUCCCACGUCUGAAUUCUGGCUUCCUCAACGCCUCCUGGCAAACCUCCAGAAACAUCCCUACCCCUAAAACUCUUUCAAAGGACCGUACCACCCCUUCAUCAUCCCCAAAACCACAAUCAGAAGUAACACUAAGCCCUCCACUCUCCCCCAGAUCUCCAGUGUUAUCCUCUAAGCCAUCAAGCCCACGUUCUCAGUCAUCAAACACCUUUCAGUAUAAAUCCCCCACCGCUGCUGCUUCCCCUACGUCUAAAUCCAAAGAGCUGCCUUCUUCUUUACUCUCACCGAAGUCUAUAACUAAACAUACCACACCAGUAUCUCCCAAAAAGACUGCAAAGAAAAGACUGUACAGAGUGGCAACCGCUAAAAAGGCCUUAAAUGAAGAAUCUCCUCUUUCACCUAAAGAGCCCUGCAGCCCCACAAGACCCUCCAGUCAUACUUCCAGUAAACAUCUCAGUGAGGAAGAGCAUCCUGCCUCACCACAAACAGAGGGAGAAACUGUCCAAGUUGUUUUAGAAGAUGUGGAGGAGAAUAUCUCUGAGAAAGAAGUCGACUUUUUGCCAAAAAUGGCAAAGAAAAAAGGCCGAGCUCUGAGAAGAACUACUAAAGAGGCAGAGCUGUUGCAGUUCAAUGAGAGGGCAGAACAUAAUUCCUUCAAGGCCUCACCCACAGAGCUCCUGAAAGGCUCUUUAAAGAAAGAAGUGACUGCGCUGAAGGGCUCAAAGAGUCUGAAAAACACACCCAAAAAAGUCACAUCCAAAGGCAAAGAGAACAUCACCAAGCAGCCCAAUAAAAUCAAGACUCAUGAAGACAGGCAAGUUCAAAAUAAAUCACCAAAACUAUCAGCAUCGAGCCCCAAAACUCCACAGUCUGUGCGGAAGACUCUGACUGAAGCACAGCAGAGGCUGACUGAAGUGAAGAGAAAUGAGAGGAGAAAUAGAAAUGUGAGAGAAAAUAAUAUAAAUCAAAAAGAUAUGAAAGCCAGCACUUUCAAGAAAAACUUGACACCAAAAAAGGAGGGAAAUAAAUCACCCUCUUUAGAGAGGACAUCUCCUGUUAUUACGGUCACUACAGGAAAUGAAGCAACCUGCAUAUCUUUCCAAAGUGGAAGUUUGUCGUCCGUAGAAAAAGAUGCAGAAACCCAGAGUGAAACCAAAGACGUCAAACCUAUUGAAGAGGAGACACAGCAAGUCAAAUCAACUCCAACAAAACAUUCGCAUAAGGUUAAAUCUUCACCAGGGAAAGGUCAAAGUAUAGCAGUGAAUAUAAAAUCACCACCAGUGAAAAAGGAAACCACACCUGUCUCCACACCUGUUCAAGACAUCACUAAGAAAUCACCAAGUGUGAAAUCCACACCUGUGAGAUUUAAAGAGGUCAAAUCCACACCAGUCAAAAACCAAAGUAAAAGGACAGAAAGUACUCCAGCUAAAAGUAAAGGCAAAGGGAAAGUUGUGGAAAAAGAAGUGAAAGCAGCUCAAAAAACCAAAAGUAGAACUGCAGAUAAGGAGAAGAUACCUGAAGGUGACGGCACUAAAGCAAAGGAUAAAAAGAAGGCAAAAACAAAACCAGCCGGAGAGGGAGGAGAUCAUAUCAGAGUUAAAGAAGAAGCUCAGGAUAACACAAGCGCCAAGCCAAACAGUGAGCAGACUGAAGCUUCCAGCCCGCUGUUAUCACAGCAGGAUACACCUAUUGAAGCGCUCUACAACCCCAUUUCCUCACAAAGCACUCAGAGAACAGAGACGGUUUCAGUCGCUGGUGCCAAAUCCCCACAAGGCCCGGCACCUGUUGAUAAGGAUCUGCUUGUUCCUGGAACACCCAGAGAGGAUCCUCCGAGUCUGACUGAAGAAAAGCCAAGGCUGGGGGAAAUCCUCGGCACGGCAGCUGCUCUUCUUCCUGUUGCUGGGAUAGCAGGUGCUGCUAUGGGGGUCCUCGGUGAGGCAGUGACAAGCGUAGGUAGUUUCCAGUCCGACAGUGACACCAUUUCUUCUACAACAUUUAAAGCACCUGGUCGAGGGAGGCAAUUCACAAAGCAGAGUGCGGUUAUGCAACCUUCCUUUUCCUCAACGUUGUCACAGGAGACAUCAAAUCCACCAGAAGACAGCACCAAGACAGAUGUUCAGGUCAAGAAGGAUGUCACUGAAGACGAGGAAAGUGAUGACACCACUCAGUCACAACUGGCGGAGGUGAAAAGUGAAGAGGCGAAGAACAAUGGCACAGACGUGGAAACUUCCCAGCAAGAACAUGAAGAAGAUGAGAAACCCAACAGGGAUCAUGAAGGAGGAGAAACAGAUACUGAAGAUGAGGAAAAGAAGGAAGAUGAAGAGGGGGAGAGUGGGAGUGAUGUGGAGGACAAAGAAGAAGAGGAAGAGGGAGGUGAAAGCAGCGAGGAGGAAAUGAGUGUUUCUGGAGAGGGUGAGGAAGAGCAAGAUAAUGAAACUGCAGAGGAGGACGGUGAGGAGGAAACCGGCUCGAGCAGUGAGGAAGAGGAUGAAGGAAGCGAGAAGAGCGAUGUCAUAGAUGCUGAAGAGGAGGAGGAAGCAAGUAUAGAGGAAGAGGGUGGAGGAGGGAGUGAGUCUGAGGUAAGUGAGGCAGCAGAGGAGGAGGAGGAGGAGGAGGGAAGUGAAGAGGCCAGUGAAGGAGAGAAUAAAGAGGAAGAGGAAGAAAGUGAGGUGAGUGAGGACGAAGAAGAUGAAAGUGGGGAAGAGUCUGGGAGCAGCAAGAUCAAAGAGUCAGAGGAGGAGGAGGAUGGAGAGGGAAAUGACUCUGAUGAAGAUGACAAUGAAGAAGAAGAAGAAAAUGAGGUUGACGCAGAGGAAGAGGGUGAAACUGAGGAACAAAAAGAUUCCUCCGAAAGUGAGGAUGAGGAAAAACACUCGGAGGAAGAUGAAGAGAGUGAAGGGGAGGAAGAGGACAAACAGAAUGAAGAGAGUGUUGAAAAUGAGAAGGAGGAAGAUGACAGUGAGGCUGAAGAAGACGAGGGUGAACAGGAUGAAAAGAGCGACAGAGAAAAUGAGGAGGAGGAGGAGGAGGAGGAGGAGGAGGAGGAGGGGGGUGAGGGGGAAGCGCCCUCAGAUGAGGGGAAAGCCGAGGACGAGACUGCGGAGGAGGAAGAGGAGGAUGAGGAGGCAGAAAAAGAAGAAGAUGAGAAGGAGGUUACAGAGGAGGAAGAAGAGGAUGAGGGGGACGAAGAUGAGGAUAAGAGGGAGGUUACAGAGGAUGAAGAAGAGGAUGAGGAGGAAGAAGAAGAGGAUAAGAAAGAGGCUACAGAGGAUGAAGUAGAGGAUGAGGAGGUAGAAGAGGACAAAAAGGAGGUUACAGAGGAUGAAGAAGAGGAUGAGGAGGAAGAAGAAGAGGAUAAGAAAGAGGCUACAGAGGACGAAGAAGAGGAUGAGGAGGAAGAAGAACAGGAUAAGAAAGAGGCUAUAGAGGAUGAAGAAGAGGAUGAGGAGGAAGAAGAAGAGGAUAAGAAAGAGGCUACAGAGGAUGAAGAAGAGGAUGAGGAGGUAGAAGAAGAGGACAAAAAGGAGGUUACAGAGGAUGAAGAUGAGGAUGAGGAAGAAGAGGAUAAGAAGGAGGAUACAGAGGAGGAGGAGGAAGAAGAAGAGGGUGAGGAAGAGGAGAAUAAAGAGGAGGUAACAGAGGAGGAAGAAGAAGAGGGUGAGGAAGCAGAGGAGGAAGAAGAGAGUAAGGAGGUUACAGAGGAGGAGGAGGAAGAAGAAGAAGAGGGUGAGGAAGCAGAGGAGGAGGAAGAAGAGAGUAAGCAGGUUACAGAGGAAGAGGAAGAAGAAGAGGGUGAGGAAGCAGAGGAGGAAGAAGAGAGUAAGCAGGUUACAGAGGAAGAGGAAGAAGAAGAGGGGGAGGAAGAGGAAGAAGAGAGUAAGGAGGUUACAGAAGAGGAAGAGGAGAAUACUGAGGGGGUAACAGAGGAAGAAGAAGAAGAGGGAGAGGAAGAGGAAGCAGGGGAGAAAGGAGAAGAGGAAGAGAGUGAAGGUGAAGAGGAGGAAAAAAUGAAAAGAAAAGAGAAAAUGAAAGCUAAUAAAGAGGUGACAGUAGAGAGUGAUGAGGAGGAGGAGGAAGAAGGUGAAGAAGAGGAGGAAGAAGGAGAUGAGGAAGAGGAGAAUGAAACAAAGACGAAACCAAAAACAGAUACAAGACUCUAUAAUCAACGAGAAAAAACAAAACAGGGACGAACUGAAGGAAAGAAAGGUGGUUCUUCUGAGGAAAAUGAAGAUGGGGGUGAGGAGGGUGAGGAAGAGGAGGGAGAAGAAGAGGAGGAGGAGGAGGAAAAAGGACAGGCGUCAAAUGUUAAACAGAAGGAGAAGGAAAAAGAAGGGAAGGAAAAAGUGGAAGAGGAGGAAGGAGAUGAGGAGGAGGAGGAGGAAGAUGAGGAGGAGGAAGAAGAGGAGGAAAAGGUCAAAUCCUCAAAAACAAAAACCAUACAGACGUUGCCUGCCGACAGAAAAGACAAGCAACAGAAAGAAACGCCAAAACCAGCGCCGAGGAUGAAGCAGAGCGCUGCAGAGAAGAAACCAGACGACCCUCAGCAGUUCUGGGACGAUGUUCUGCCUCAGUACCUCGACCUGCAGUGAUGUCAUCGAAUAGGACACACACUCAGCACCUCAGGGGUUAAUGCAGCACAGUGGAGUCAGUCUCAACCCAAGUGUCAGCUGUCAGUGUGUGUGACAUUUUGUUACUGUCAACAAAAUCCCAUUAAA